This is a messenger RNA of Spinacia oleracea (spinach), 1954 nucleotides long. RefSeq lists its product as uncharacterized. Gene Ontology annotation, molecular function: ATP binding; protein serine/threonine kinase activity. The record is from RefSeq and is a predicted model, not a curated record. NCBI's taxonomy places the organism in Eukaryota, Viridiplantae, Streptophyta, Magnoliopsida, Caryophyllales, Amaranthaceae. Gene Ontology annotation, cellular component: nucleus; cytosol; preribosome, small subunit precursor. Gene Ontology annotation, biological process: maturation of SSU-rRNA; protein phosphorylation. The transcript is spliced from 14 exons. Bases 163 to 1581 code for a protein of 472 amino acids.
UACCAAUCUAACAUGGAUACCGAAUAGACCCUAAACUUUUGCCCCCCUCCAAUCCAACCUUCUUUUUCUGCUUCCUCCGCUAAACCAUUGCCGCCUUCUCUGGCCACUGCAGAAGUCUCUAUUUCAGCAGCAAGAACAACAACAAAAAGAGUAGCAGCAGCCAUGAAGUUGGACGUGAAUGCUCUUAGAUACCUCUCCAAAGAUGAUUUCCGGGUUCUCACUGCCGUUGAGAUGGGCAUGCGCAAUCAUGAAAUCGUCCCUGCUGAGCUAAUUGAUCGCAUUGCUUCCCUCAGACAUGGAGGUACUUAUAAAGUGCUCAAGAAUUUGCUUAAGCACAAGCUGGUUCAUCAUGACUCUUCUAAAUAUGAUGGUUUUAGGUUAACCUAUCUAGGGUAUGAUUUUCUCGCAAUUAAGACAUUGGUUAAUCGUGGGGUUUUCACGGCAGUUGGUCGUCAAAUUGGAGUUGGGAAGGAAUCUGAUAUAUUUGAGGUCCAAAAUGAAGAUGGGACUGUUAUGGCAAUGAAGCUGCACAGACUUGGUAGAGUUUCCUUUAGGGCUGUCAAGGCGAAACGUGACUACUUGAGGCACAGGAGUAGUUAUAACUGGCUGUAUUUAUCUCGUCUUGCAGCGCUGAAGGAAUUUUCUUUUAUGAAGGCGUUGGAAGACCAUGACUUUCCUGUACCAAAGGCUGUUGACUGCAAUCGGCACUGUGUGAUUAUGUCCCUUAUCCCAGGCUUUCCACUUGUGCAGGUCAAGGAAUUGGAAAACCCGGAUAUUAUUUUCGAAACUGUAAUAGGUUUAAUUGUUCGUUUGGCUGAGCACGGACUUAUCCAUUGUGACUUUAACGAAUUCAACAUCAUGAUUAAUGACGAUGAGAAGGUGACCAUGAUUGAUUUCCCACAGAUGGUAUCCGUAUCUCAUCGCAAUGCGCAAAUGUACUUCGACCGUGAUGUUGAAUGCAUUUUCAAAUUUUUCAAGAAAAGAUUUAAGCUUACAUAUGAACUGCUGUCGGAUGAGGCUGAUGAUAAUGGGGAAACAGAUGAUAAUAGCAGGCCAAGCUUCUCCUCAAUUUUAAAAAAUGGUGAUUCUUUAGACAAGGAACUUGCUGCAAGUGGAUUCACCAAAAAGGACCAGGAGGAACUUGAAAGGUUCAUUGAAGGGACUUCAAAGGACUCAAACUUUGGCGAUGAAGAAGAAACAGAUGAUGAUUCAGGUACUGAAGAUGAAUCAAUCGCCUGUCACCAGACAAUUGACAAUUCAAAUGACACAGACAUCAAGAACUUUGAAUCACUGGGUUUAACAAAGCAGGACGCAAUAGAACGCGAAUGUGAUGCAGAAGACAACGAAGAUAUUUCUUCUACAGCUCCAAGCAAUUCAGAGGUGCAGAGCAGCGGUGACGAGGAUAAAACUGAUGAAGAAAGUGAUGCUGAACUAACAAAACGCCUGGGCAAGCAAAGGCGCAGGGCAAUAGCCUCAGCCCAUAGGAGGCAAAACCUUAAUCACAGAAAUUCCUACAAAGACAAAGGUGGCAAGUCGUCACAGAACUCAAAAAUUCAAAAACAGGCCAUAAGUGGUUGGUAGGAGGUUAAAACUACAUAACACCGCAUUGAACUUUUUGAGGGAAAACGGAAAAGGAUGCAACUCUAGCCAGGUCGUGCGGCAUGAAAGGCAGUGAUGGCACUGAGAUGCUUAUCUAAUCAAAUUCUCGAGUAGAAAGCUUUUUGGAAGAGGAUCCUUCUAGGGAAAUGUUUAUGCGGGGAAUAUUUUUGGAUGAAAUGUUUUAUGUUUACAUUUUUUGAUGAUGUCAUUUUGAAUUUUGUAACAGGGGUAACUUUAUUUUCAAUAUGUUUAUUUAUCUUCUAUUUUUGGGAUAAAAUUGUAAUGUAACAUUUGAUUUUACUUUUUAGCAAGAUGGUAGAUGUUACCUUCAAAAAAAAAAAUUAAAAAAUCCACA